Molecule: messenger RNA, 1829 nt
Organism: Macadamia integrifolia
Lineage: Eukaryota; Viridiplantae; Streptophyta; Magnoliopsida; Proteales; Proteaceae
Exons: 5
Coding region: 933-1544 (203 amino acids)
Molecular function (GO): zinc ion binding
Source: RefSeq, a predicted model, not a curated record
AAAUUCAUACACCUUUUCUUUCUUAGGUGCAUAAAUUAUAGUUUGUUAAGUGACCUACAUUUCCAAGUCAAAUAAAUAUAAAGCACAAUGUGGAUCUUCAUUUGAGUGUUUCUCUCUAAAUUGUCUUCUUUGUUGUCCUCUUGUUUUUGGUGGAUUAAUUGUACUUGCUUGUUCUACUCUAUGUAUCCUUUCUUACAUUUAUGUAGAAGAUACCAUAUCUCAUUGCUUUCCAGUGAAUAAUAUAGGUUUGAAGUGCUUCAUGAAUCCCGUAGUGGUGUCUCAUGAAUUCCAUCUGUAAAUAACAUAGGUUUGACGUUCUUGGUGUCUCAUAAAUUGUACUUGCUUGUUCUAUUCUAUGCAUCCUUCCUUACAUUUAUGUAGAAGAUAUUAUAUCUCAUUGCUUUCCAGUGAAUAACAUAGGUUUGAAGUACUUGGUGAAUCCCCAAGUGGUGUCUUGUAAAUUCUCUCUGUAGAUAACCAUUUUUCAGAAUGUUUGGUCUGGCUCUGGUCAGGAUGUUAUCCAAAGUAUGCAUGUUAUGGGAGGAUUAUAUCUUCUUAUUGCUCUUUGGUAGGUGUGUCAGUGGGCACCUGUUUCCUUGCCAUACUUGUCCAUAGAAUGGAGGAAUGGUUAAGAAUUUCAUAUUCUUUAAGAAAACAGGUAGGUUAAAGGGUAAGAAAUUCUUACUCUCCCCAUUUACCCAUAUACUCAUCCAGAUAAGGCGAAUUAAGUAAUUUUACACACACAUUUAGUCCGUAUACCCAUAUCUCAUUACAUCUAAUAUAUCCAGAUACACUCGAAUCUUAAGCCUGUAGCCCAUUUGGAAUCUCCAACCUGAAUGGUUAAGAGAGCAUUAUCGAGGCUUUACCUGCCUUGUUCACCCAUAAAGUAAAGGGAUCUUCUAGGGUGAGGAUAAAGAACCCCCACCCUUUCGAUGGUAAAGUCUAUGACCAUUACCCUGACCCUACUAUUUUUUUCAGUACGCCAAACAGAACUCAAAACAUCUAUACAUCUGCCUGUUUUGAGAAUGAUUUCCUUGAUUUGUGUGUUAAUUAACAGAGUCUGUCAGCAGCAAACAGAUGAGGCUUUGAUAAAUCUUGGAUGUCAAUGUCGAGGUGGGCUUGCAAAUGUGCACCUGUCCUGCAUAGAAAUUUGGUUUCGUACUAAAGGUUCAAAUAAAUGCGAGAUAUGCCAGCAAGUAGCUGUGAAUGUGCCACCCCCAGAAUCCCAGACAAAUUAUUGGGUUUGGAGGGUUGGACCAGCCUUUAGAGAGUCUAGUGUUGCACAAGGACGUGAAAGGGGUUGCUUCAAUCCACUAUGGGUGGCUUUCUCAAUACUUAUUGGGGGUCUCCUACUAGAUGUGCUGAUAUCCAUUUCCCUUGGUGUCUCUGCGCUGCCUGUGAACAUUAUAAUUGGUGUUCUCAUCGUACUAGGACUUGGAACUGCGCUUCGGCUUGCACUGGAGUGCUGCCAUGAGUGGAGUUUGAGAAGAGUUGUGCAAAGGGUGGAAACAAAUGUUGACGCAAGCUACCAUCCUGCGGUGUAGCCAAAUUUGUAAAUAAGAAAUGGGAAAAGGUUUCCCAUGCAGUCACUGUAUUGUACGCCCUUUUUUGUGUUUUUUCUUGUUCUCUUUCCACCCUUGACCAUGUGUAUCCAUGUAGAUGAUACGGUUUCCCCUACACUGGUGGUGUGGGGAACCUCUCCCGUAAAAAAAUUAAGAAUUAGAAAUUAAUGGGUGUUUUACUUUUUUUUUCCCCCCUUUCUUAUUUGCACUUGGCCUUUAUGGAAAACACCUCGCUCUUAAAUGAUUUGCUCCCUCCCCGUUCCUGGA